Penicillium concentricum is the source of this 1251-nucleotide messenger RNA. Its product is annotated as transposase. Gene Ontology annotation, cellular component: nucleus. Gene Ontology annotation, molecular function: DNA binding. The transcript is spliced from 3 exons. The record is from RefSeq and is a predicted model, not a curated record. Lineage: Eukaryota; Fungi; Ascomycota; Eurotiomycetes; Eurotiales; Aspergillaceae. Bases 1 to 1251 code for a protein of 416 amino acids.
AUGUCAGAUCAAAUCAAAAAAACGGAGGAGCGAAUCCAGGCAGCACUUGAAGCCUUCCACGCAACGACUAAGCCUAAUAUCGCUAAAUUGGCGCGGGAAUUUGAUGUUCCGUAUCAUCAGCUACGCGGUCGGACUCGGGGUCGUCAGUCUAAUUCCGACCGCGCCAAAGCAACGAAGACCCUAAAUUCAAUUCAAGAAAAGGUAUUGAUUACUUGGGUCGAAUCCCUAGAUAAUGCAUACAUUUCCCCUACCCCAGAACUGGUGGAAAAGUCCGCCAAUCGUCUUCUAAAAAACGCGGGUUCGGACCAAGUUGUUGGUCAUAACUGGGCGUACCGCUUCCUCCACAAAGGCUACCCCCUCGGCUCAAAUAUCUUAUCCGAAAACCUAAGGAAAAAGCAAGGAUUGAUAGCGAGGACUUUGGCUCUUUAUUCCUUUGAAGAGCACCAAUUCCUACCUCACGAGAUCUACAAUUGGGAUGAAACCGGCUAUCGAAUCGGCGGAAAGCCACGCAAAGUUAUUACGUCUCGUACGACAAAUGAUAUCGCUACCGGAGGUCAAUCAGAGUCGAUUACUGGUAUUGAAUGUAUUGCUGCUGAUGGUUGGGUUAUGUUACCAUGGUUUCUACCAAAGGGUAGUCUACAUAUGGCGGAGUGGUAUGAAAAUAUUACUACGCCUGAUUUUCGAAUUAAGCCUACACCUAGUGGUUAUUCGGACGAUGAAAAAGCUCUCCAAUGGCUUUUCUCCUUCCACGAAGCUACAGUUUCUCGGGUUCAGAAGGGGAGGCCUCGGCUUCUUUUAAUGGAUAAUCAUCGGGUUAAUAAGCUUAAUUCUAAGCUUCUUGAUGACGUUGGGAAGCUAGAGAACCUAUCUCAGGAUUUCAAAAGGCAUAUUCAACGAAGUAUGCAAGCAAAUACUUUUUUAUCCCAACAGCUUGAUCUAGUGAAGGAGAGUCUAAAGAACUCUCAAUUCCACAAAUCAGCUGCUAAUCAGCCAAAAAAUGGGAAAUCGCUUCUUGGAACUAGGGGCUCGGCUCUAUCACCUAUAUGCGCAAAUAGGAUGAUGGUAAAAAGGCAGGAUGCGGAGGCUAAGAAGUUGAUUCGUCUACAAACAAGGCAGGCUAAGGCCUUAGAAGCUCAAUCGCAGGCCCAAUUAGCUAGGGAUUUAGCUGAAGCUGAGCAUGAAGCUUCAAUGGCAGCAAGAGAUAGUAGUGGUGGGAAUUGGUAUAUAGAUACUACUGGGGGUUACCUGUAA